UGUUUAUUAGAUGUAAAACAAGGAUAGAAUGACACAUCCGCUCCCUGAAUGCCCUUCGGGUCUUAAGCGAACAUAACCUAUGAAACGAAGAGAGAAGAACGAGAUCGCGCGAAGAAAUUUAAGUCUUUAAAUCGAAAACAUGGGUGAACGCUACAACAUCCAUAGCCAGUUGGAGCAUCUACAAUCCAAGUACAUUGGUACGGGACAUGCAGACACAACCAAGUUCGAAUGGUUGGUGAAUCAGCAUAGGGAUUCUUGUAGUUCAUAUAUGGGCCACUACGAUUUGCUAAAUUUCUUUGCGAUUGCCGAAAACGAAGCCAAAGCACGAGUUAGAUUCAAUCUUAUGGAGAAGAUGCUGCAACCUUGUGGACCACCGCCUGAGAAGCCGGAAGAUUAAAUUGCGCGUUCUUGAACAUUUUUCUUGUGUAAUAAAAACUUUUAAUUCCCGAAAAUAGAAAUAAUAUAAACUUUUUGUUUUUUUAUCAGAUGUUUCAAGAAAAAUUAAUAAACUUAAGUGGAUUUUAUUAGAUCAACAUUA
Acromyrmex echinatior (Panamanian leafcutter ant) is the source of this 538-nucleotide messenger RNA. RefSeq names its product splicing factor 3B subunit 5 (gene Sf3b5). The record is from RefSeq and is a predicted model, not a curated record. NCBI's taxonomy places the organism in Eukaryota, Metazoa, Arthropoda, Insecta, Hymenoptera, Formicidae. Gene Ontology annotation, cellular component: U2 snRNP; precatalytic spliceosome. Gene Ontology annotation, biological process: mRNA splicing, via spliceosome.